Messenger RNA from Papilio xuthus (Asian swallowtail), 684 nucleotides. Its product is annotated as transmembrane protein C5orf28 homolog. Bases 76 to 684 code for a protein of 202 amino acids. Lineage: Eukaryota; Metazoa; Arthropoda; Insecta; Lepidoptera; Papilionidae. The record is from RefSeq and is a predicted model, not a curated record. The transcript has 3 exons.
AAAAUUUUUAGUAUAUUCAUCAAUAAGAAUGAGUUAUUUACAAAAGAAUUUCUUAAUUACGUUUACACUUGAAACAUGAAACUACUAAGUAUAUUACUAACAAUUUUACUAUGUUUAUCAGCAAUUAUUGGUGAUUAUGUUGUGUUUAGAUCAAAAUACUCUGAAUCACAAGUAUUUCGUGCAUUUUCGGACAGCAGUGUUCACGCAAUUAUCGGUUUAAUAUCGGGAAUGUUAUUUUUUACUUACGACAUUGGUCUGACUACACAAGCAAGAAUUUAUAAUGUAAUUUUCUGUACAAUACUCUCAUCUUUAAUAGACAUUGAUCAUUUUAUUGCUGCAAGAUCUUUUAAAUUAAAGGAUGCUACAAAUUUAAAACAACGGGGUAUCUUCCAUUGUACAACAUUCUGGUUAUUAAUAACCAUUUUACUAAUAAUUUAUACUUAUAUUACUAAGAAAUUAAACAUAUAUAUCAUAACAUAUAUGACAAUAAUAGCGUAUACCAGUCAUCAUAUAAGAGAUGGGAAUCGUCGAGGACUCUGGUUAUACCCAAUUGGUGAAACAUCCCCUAUAAAUAAACAUGUCUAUGUACUCCUUAUAUGUAUAUUACCAAGAUUAUAUGCAUAUUUAUAUGUUUAUUUUAAGAGACAGCAACUUCUCUUAUCUAUUGCCAAAAAGACAUAUUAA